Caenorhabditis sp. 36 PRJEB53466 is the source of this 1369-nucleotide messenger RNA. The record is from the annotation of a GenBank genome assembly. Lineage: Eukaryota; Metazoa; Nematoda; Chromadorea; Rhabditida; Rhabditidae.
AUGGAGCACAUCGCGGAAGCGGCUGGAAUCGCGAGAACGAGCAUAGCAACCGGAGCGAAUGCAUUUCAACAAAUUGGACCCAAAAUUGAGAUACUAGCAAAUGCCGGACAGUUUUUGAAACAAUCAAUCGAGAACAAGACGAUAGACGCGACGAAAUUGAAGGAAUUGUGGGAGAGCGUCGGAGAAAUGGCGAAGAGCGUGAACGAGAGCUUCGAGCAAAUCAGAGCAGCCAGUACUCUUUCUUUUUAUCAGGUCUGAACUUUGAACUUUGAUGUUUGACUAUCUGUUUAUGUUCUAGGAAGCCGCCGACAUUUCCGACAAUCUGAUUCAAAUGUUCGAUGGAAUUCUUUCAAAUCCCGGUGAAGACUCUUUCGAGUACUUCAAAAACUCGUAUGAUAUGAACUCACCGAUUGAGACUGCUUAUGUAAUGAGUACGCUCAUUUUUAAACAAAUUUCGAUCAGAUAAUAUUCAGAAAACGAUAAGUCUGCUUGAGAAAAAGUCCACGAACCCGAUGCGAGUGCAAACUUCAACUGCUGCAAAAGACUGGCCCACUGCGUUCUUGCGGAUACUUUCCCACUUUGUGAGUCGAUUUUUUAUGUGUCUUCGCAUAAAUCGCUUUUAGUUGUACCUUGAAAGUUUCGCCAACGGAUUGUACCAGUCACGAAGCAUGUACGCACCGAAUGCGUUGAAACGGAGAAUUGAGCUGUUCAGCGAAGAACUGGACGAGUGGAAGGAAGAGACUGUGGUUAGGGGGACAAAUGUUGAUCAUUCUGAAAACUAAUAAUAUCACCUUGAAGGAUCCGCUAUGGGCUAACAUGGCAAAACGUGUGAUUGAGACCAUCCAGAAGGAGAACACGGGCAACGAUGAGAAGGUUGCCGUUUUGGAGAAAACGUUGAAGAAAUCCUUUCCAAAGUGAGUUCAAAGUUCCAAAUUCAAGGAUAUCAAAGGCAAUUUGCAGAGAAACAACGUUCACAAUGGUGUACAACGAGUGCGACGGAGCGCAGAACCACGUGCUGCGGGGACCGUCCUCCCUGGCCAUCCAGUCCGUCCAUCUCGGCGGCACCAAUGUCGUCGUGACGCGAAGUGCCAAGUGGAAGUCGAUCAGCGAGUCGGAGAAGGAUCAGUUCAGGGCACACAUCAAGAACUUGACUCAAACCACGUGGCAAGACGACUACACUCUGUUCGUCGACUCGUUGAACGGCAUCAAAGGCCUCGGAUUCGUGGCGCUCGUGUCGGAGACUCUCAAUUUGGCGGUCGGGAAUGUGGACACCGCUCCAGGAGCUCUCACUCGUAUUCGCGUCGAGAAAGAACACUUUUCAGGUGUAGGGUUGGGCAAAACGUUCACUCUUUUUGCGGGCUACCAGUAA